Molecule: messenger RNA, 396 nt
Organism: Zasmidium cellare ATCC 36951
Lineage: Eukaryota; Fungi; Ascomycota; Dothideomycetes; Mycosphaerellales; Mycosphaerellaceae
Exons: 1
Coding region: 1-396 (131 amino acids)
Source: RefSeq, a predicted model, not a curated record
AUGAAACUCACACUCCUCAGCCUGACAACCUUCCUCCUGACCGUCUCUGUCUCAGCUGUACAUCCCCUCCCCAUCCCAUUCCCUCGCCCCGAGUUGACAAGGCAGCAGAUCCCAACCCCCACCGUCUUCGAAAACCGCCAACCCCACGAAAUCCACCAACACCACCAUCACCACCACGGUGCGUCCGGCUCCCCCAUGACGCUGGAGAAGAUGAAGCGAGAGGCCACGCCCCACGAAGUUUUCGAACAUCACCACCAUCAUCACGCGGAUGGGACGGAGAUGACGAGUGCGGAGAUGGAGGAUAUGAAGGGGAAGAGGGGAGCGCACGAGGGGCAUUUGGGGGAGGGGAUGCAAGAGGCGAGGGAGGAUGGGGAUAUUUAUGGGACGUUGUGGUAG